Ceutorhynchus assimilis (cabbage seed weevil) is the source of this 1921-nucleotide messenger RNA. Lineage: Eukaryota; Metazoa; Arthropoda; Insecta; Coleoptera; Curculionidae. The record is from the annotation of a GenBank genome assembly.
AUGGCGAUAAGCAAUGAUGAAAUAUAUGCACUUUUAAAAUCUGUUCAAGAAUCAAAUAAUGGUAUAAGUCAAGAUAUAAAGCAAAUUAAAAAAGAUUUUCAAACAUACAAAGAGGAGAUCUCAAAAAUUAAGGAUACUGUGAAAACCUUAGAAAGCGCUAAUCAAAUUAUAUCAGAAAAAAUCAAUCUGCACGAUAUCAUGCGUAAAAAAAACAUUGUACUUUUUGGCCUCCCAGAGAGCUCAACCUUAGAAGAAGAUCUCAAAUCAUUUUUUCUCGAAAAACUUUCAGUCAAAAUAGAAAAUUUCGACCUAGAUAAUUUCUAUAGAAUUGGUGAAAGAUCAGAAAAUAAAGUUAGAGCUGUACUAGUUAAGUUCACCAGAGAAAAAACAAAGCAGGAUGUAUUUAAAAACGUAAAAAAACUAAGGGGAACUGCCUACAGUAUUGCUAACGAUCUGUCGCAAAAACAAAGCCAGGAACAAAACAUUUUGUAUAACCAUUAUAAAUCAGCUAAAUCAAAGCAAUAUAGUGCAAAGAUAGUUAAAAAUACCUUCAUAGUUAAUGGAACAACUUAUACAGUAGAAGAUCUACGGGAAGACGAAGAAUGAAACUUCGCAUUCCCAGAAAUUACAAAGGAAGAGCUUUUUCCUAAUCACAGUGCACCGCCAACACCAAAUCCACAACCAGACCUGAACGACUCUAGUAAGGAGCAAACACAAUAUAGAGAGGAACCGAAAAUACCAAAGCCAAACAAGCACUCCACAAACACAUUAGGAACUCCAAGAAUCUCCAGAGCAAGAAUAAACUCUCUGAGGGAUCGUGGAGAUAAAAAUGAGGAUAAAAAAAAAAACAAAACAUAAGAAUCCUAGACAAUAAAUUUUGGUAAUAAAAAAAAAAUAAAAUAAAAAAUAAAAAAAAUUCUUUGGUAAUAGGUAAGAUAAGUAGGUAUAAAGUGGAUAGUUUUUGUGCGAAUCAUGGAUCAAAGAGAUUUUCUUGAAAUAUUGAAUGACAAGCAGAAAAAAGAAGUGAACAUUAUAGACUUCAAAGAACUCGACAACUAUGUAAGUGACUUUUAUUUAAGCAAUUUAUUGAUAUUACAUCUCAACAUAUCUAGCCUAAGAAAGCAUUUGGAUGAACUAAUAGUAAUUUUAAAUCGCUCAAGAAUAAGAGCACAUCUAGUAGUAUUAUCUGAAACAAGAAACAAGGAACUUUGAAGAUUUGUCCUCAGUUGCCAUACCUGGUUAUGAAUGCCUGUACAAUGAAUCUAAAAUGAAUCAAAAUGACGGAUUAAUAAUAUAUAUAAACAAAUGUAUAAAAUUUACCUCAAAAAUAACCACUGUGAACCUUUUCAAUUACUUAUCAAUCAAAUUUAAAUUAAACGAUACAACAAUUAAAAUCGAUUCAAUAUACAGGCUCCCCUCCACCAAUGAGGAUGAUUUUAUAUCAAGCUUGGAUGGAUAUUCCAAAAACACCCAAAAAGCAAAGAGCGAGGAGCUAAAACUAUUUAUAGGCGACAUCAAUAUUGAUAUUCUUUCGCAAACAAAUAAAUACACAAACGACUACUUGAACUGUCUCUAUAAAUAUGGCUAUAUAUUUCUUAUAUAAAUGAUUACACACGGGUAGCAGAUGACUCAAAAUCAUGCAUUGACCACAUUUUUGUUGGGGGUACCACUAAUAGUAAUAAUCUUGAUCUUACGCCAUUUAUUGUAAAAAACAACUUAUCAGAUCAUUACACAGUUGCACUUUUAAUUCAAACAAACACCCCUAAAAUAAUAAAGGAAACAAAAUUUAUAGAAAAAAUGGACUAUACAUUAUUACAAAAUAAACUUUCUCGUGAAAAUUGGGACGAGGUAACCAUGAUGCAUGAUAGUGAAGCUUCCACAAGUCUGUUUAUAGAUACUCUACGUAGAAUAAUUCAAGGCU